AUGAACCUAAUUCUCGUGAGCCUGAAGAACAUUCGCGAAAAUGAGGAGGGGGAGUUCUUCUUCCAAACGGACGAGCGGCAAACGAGCCAUUUAAGGAAUAUCCUAAAGGUUCAACUGAGGCAAGUUGUUAAAGUGGGUGUUAUAAAACGAGGAAAAGGGGAAGGAGUUAUUACGGAAGAAAGCAAAAAAUAUUACACAAUUAAGUUGUUAGGAGCAAUACAUUUGCAAAAAUCAGAAGACACGUACAUACCAAUUGAUGUAGUCAUUUGUAUCCCCAGACCAAAAGUGUUGAAUAAAUUUCUCCAACAGUUAUCCUCCGUAGGUGUGAAAAAAAUUAUCAUCGUAUUUUCUGAUUUUGCAAAUAAAUCUUACGAAUCAAGUAAAGUUUUAAAGAAUGAGGAAAUAAAAAAUGCUCUUCAACUUGGAUUGGAACAAGCCAUGUGUACAGAAUUCCCCGAAGUUUUUAUUCACUACUCAUUUAGUUCUUUUGCAAUGAAUAUUGACAGAUAUAGUGAUGACAAAACCAUCAAGCUGUGCGCACAUACUGAGGUUAAAAGAAACGACAGCUGUGUAGAGCGAGAUAUUCUAUGUAGAGAGCAAGGGAAGAUACUUCUUAUGGUAGGUUGUGAGAGAGGAUUUUCUGAACUGGAAAUUUAUUUAAUUAAAAAAUUGCAAUUUCGCUUUUUCAAUUUGACGGAACGGAUAUUGAAGUGCGAAACGGCUUUGUUGGUGAUCAUAGGCCAAUUGUUAUUACUUACGGAAAAUGUGUCUCUGCGACCCAGUGGGCGAAAAAUGUGUCGCCAUAAUGACUGUGCCAGUUCAGAGGAUGGUACGGGCAUCCUUCCAACGGAAAACCAUGCUUUCGCCGAAAUUAAAAAGUUGUUAUCGACGAAGUCGUCCUUUCCCCACCAGUUGGUAGAGGCAGUGAACGACUUCAUUAACAGUAGCGCUGGCGUUAGUGACACGCUCGAAAGUAAACCCUAUGAUGAGCAAAAAGAUGGCCACAUAUCCGGAGGGGAGAGUGACGUUGACGCCCUCCUUCGAAGCAUACACGCGCUAAGUACGAAUAAGGAUCAGGAGGAACAUUUUGAAAAUGUCUACCUAAGUCUGCUACUGAAAAAAAUAAAGUACAAAAAUAAAUUUAUUCUGUCCUACGAGGAUCAGCAAAAUAAUGUGGACGACGACGGGGUAUGCAUAUACAGAACGCGUCCGUAUGUAUCGAAAAAAAAGGAACGCACAUCCUGA
This is a messenger RNA of Plasmodium knowlesi strain H, 1245 nucleotides long. Its product is annotated as RNA methyltransferase, putative. Lineage: Eukaryota; Apicomplexa; Aconoidasida; Haemosporida; Plasmodiidae. Gene Ontology annotation, molecular function: rRNA (uridine-N3-)-methyltransferase activity. The coding region runs from base 1 to 1245 and encodes 414 amino acids. The record is from RefSeq and is a predicted model, not a curated record. The transcript has a single exon. Gene Ontology annotation, biological process: rRNA base methylation.